GACAAAGAAGAGAAACAAACGAAACUUUGGUAUUACCAAGAUCGAAACAGAGAAUAUCCCGAGAAAGUGGUCGAACUGGGAAUGGACAAUAACAUGUCGUAUAAUAGAAUUUACACGACGCCCCAGCUGUCUCUGGUAAUUAAGAAUCUUGAGAUCGCGGACGCUGGCAUUUAUUUGUGCCACGGCGAAGAGGGACAGGAGGCUGAAAAUAAAUUCAACUACAGAAUCGAACCGAGUUUUAAGGAAUCCAGUGUCGUACAUAAAGAGCAAGGGAAUAUAACCGAGUGGGAGAAAUAUCGUGAAACCUACCUGGGACCGGUUACCAUUCGAUUUGCCGUCUCUAAAAUGUCGGAAUUGUCUGAAAUCCGAGAUGUAGGAGUGACUUUGCAUGUAAUUUCCGAAUGGGGUCCUUGGGGCCCGUGUGAACAAUGCGUAAGAGGUCAUGGCACUAGAUCGAGUAUAGGAAAAUGUCGAGUAAAGCGAUUUAUAAAUGAGACGAUCGCUAGCCAGAGCGAUUCUUCGAUAGUCAAGUUUUUCCAAAAGGCUCCGUCAUUGCCCUGCAACUCUAUUCUACUCGAAAAAGAGUUUCCUGGCGUCAGUAUGGCGGUACGGUAUUUACCUGACUACAUCCUGAAGGAAUCGUGUACAAAGUGUGUGCGGGUAAAGAAGAAGUCGUCUCGCACGUUUAGAUACAUCAAACGAUACGUGCUCAUGGAAGGAGCUUACCUCACCGUCAUUUGUCCCGAGUCGAGCUUGGAAACGCAAGUGUCGUGGAAGAAGGAUUCGAUCACAUUGGAAAAAGGCGUCCGUAGAUCAUUUCGCAAAUUGGAUACGGUUGCUCGCGUGGUAGUAGACGCGUUCGGGACGCUUUAUCUGAUAGACGUUUCCCCUUACGAGGCAGGGAACUAUACCUGCUCUGUCGAUAACGUUAAGGUGAUGCAACUGAAAGUAAUCGUUGUUUCCAAAGCCAGACUAUUAACUCAAGAAUUUUUGCGUCACCUGGGAUACCUGGGAUAUAUAUUCCUGCUGUGCUCGCUUUGCUACUGCAGUGGACUGAUUUACACCUGUAAACAGAGGCACAAAUUUCGCGCGGUCGAGUCGAUCAAACAGGAAGGCGAAGAAAAAGAGGAAGUACCGUUGAUCGAUCAAUAG
Messenger RNA from Hylaeus volcanicus, 1152 nucleotides. RefSeq lists its product as uncharacterized. The transcript is spliced from 8 exons. The record is from RefSeq and is a predicted model, not a curated record. Lineage: Eukaryota; Metazoa; Arthropoda; Insecta; Hymenoptera; Colletidae. Bases 82 to 1152 code for a protein of 356 amino acids.